AUGGCCAGGAUGCUGCUGCUGUUCGCAUUAUUGGGUUGCCACGGCAACUAUGCUCAGGCCGCUCUCCGUUUGCGUCAUUCGAGUCGUCUGCUGAGCACUACGCCCAGCACAGUGGCCACAACCAGCAGCGGCAGCAGUGAAACCACUAUCAUCACGGAGCAGCAGCAGCAACCGCUGCCAGAAACGGAGACAUCUGCUGUCGAUCAGAUUGGCAUCAAGGAGAAGGAGCAGACGGGCAAGCACAAGCGUGGAAUACUUCAUGGUGGCGGUGCACUUGGACCGCAUUGGCCCGCCCGCACCUAUGCCGCCCAGUAUGGCUAUAGUUUGCAGCUACCCGCUGGUGCGAGCUUCUUUGCAGCUGCCCCACCUCACGCUCAUCAUCGUCAUCACGGUUUUGUCAAGUAUCCGGCCGGGUUGGCGGGCUAUCACAUCAAACCGUAUGCACCUGCUGCAGCAGCGGGCUUUUUGCCCACAGCUACUGCACUGUCACCAGCAGUGUCUGGUGUGCUACCAGGUGUAACUGGUGCACUACCAGCUGUGACUGGUGCACUACCAGCACUACCGGCUCUGCAGGGUCUGCCUGCGGUGGGCGGCAUUGCAGCGGCAGUCACUGGAACACCUUCGUAUGUGCUGCGUCCCGGCAAUGCUCUCGUCUCCACCUACAGUGUCAACUAUCCGCAUCAGCAUCUGCAUCGACCUGUGAGGCCCCUACACUUCCAUCAAGCGGUUCAGCCCACUUAUGUCCAGGCCAUCGCACCUGGUCCACCAGCGGUACCCGUCCAGCCAGUGCAUCCCGUACAACCGGUACAGCCUUUGCCUGCUUUGCAGCCGAGUAUUAGUUUUGCCGCUGCCAGUCCGCCGGUCGCCGAGUUUCCCGUUUUCCAGCCAUUUCCGACACCUCCAUUUGCUGGGCAGCCCACGCCAGAUGUGCCUGUAAUACCACAAGUGCCACAGGUGCCACAAGUGCCGCAAGUGCCACAGAUACCAGAUAUUCAGCAGAUUCCUCAGAUUCCACAGAUUCCGCAGAUACCGCAAAUUCCACAGUUUCCGCAGUUUAGUAUUCCACAGUUCCCGUUUAUACAGGUGUCACAGUUUCCACAGUUGCCACAGGUGCCCAGCAUUCCUAGCACUCCCGCCGUUCCAGUUCUCCCCGCCGUUCCACCUGUGCCCACUAUUCCCGCUGUACCCGCUGUUCCAGUUGUGCCCGCUACUCCUGCUGUUCCAGUUAUUCCUACGGUUCCUGCUGUGGCGGCUAGUCCCGCUUUUCCCGAUAUUCCCGCUUUUCCCGCUAGUCCCGCUUUUCCAGCAAAUCCUGCUUUCCCCGCACGUCCCACUUUCCCCGCCCGUCCCGCCUUCCCAAUCAAUCCCGCUUUUCCCGCUGCACCGCCCAACACUCAAUUCUUCCCGGCCGCCGUCCAGCCACCGCUGCCCCAGCAGCCGCCCACUUUUGUGCAGCCUGAAGCGCAAUUUCCGGGCGGCAUUGUGCCACUACCCGGAUCGCAACCCGUCCGGCCAGAGACGGGCACAGCGAUCGCCUCACCACAGAUACCCAACACGCCACGGCCGGAAUCGGAGCAGCCCGAGCAGCCCGCUCUCCCCGCACCGCAACCCGCACAACCCGGACAAUCGCAACAGCCCUGGAAGCCGAUCUUCUAUCAGCCACCAGCAACACACAGUCGCCCAUCCGUAACCCUUUUGCCACCCUACGGAAGUGCACCAGCUGAGGGCUAUCUACCACCAGCUGGUACCCAAGUGGCACAGCUGACUGCCGCCGGAAACAGUUUUCAGGGCAUCUUCGAUCAGCUGAGCGAUGCCGAAAUCGAGCACAUUUUCGCCCAAGCCAAUCUCGCACAAAAGCAACAACAACAGCAGCAACAGCAACAACAACAGCAGCAACAACAACAACAACAACAGCAACAACAACAGCAUCAUGGCUAUCAGCUCUACUGA
This is a messenger RNA of Drosophila grimshawi, 1950 nucleotides long. Its product is annotated as extensin. Lineage: Eukaryota; Metazoa; Arthropoda; Insecta; Diptera; Drosophilidae. Bases 1 to 1950 code for a protein of 649 amino acids. The record is from RefSeq and is a predicted model, not a curated record. The transcript has 3 exons.